Molecule: messenger RNA, 570 nt
Organism: Plasmodium gallinaceum
Lineage: Eukaryota; Apicomplexa; Aconoidasida; Haemosporida; Plasmodiidae
Product: prefoldin subunit 3, putative
Exons: 6
Coding region: 1-570 (189 amino acids)
Biological process (GO): tubulin complex assembly; microtubule-based process; protein folding
Cellular component (GO): prefoldin complex; cytoplasm
Molecular function (GO): tubulin binding
Source: RefSeq, a predicted model, not a curated record
AUGUCAUUUGAGGAUUUAACUGACAAUACAAAGUCUGUAAGGAAUAUUCCAGGAGCAAAAUUCAUAGAACAUAUAACAGAAUUUUUACAAAAUAAAAAUGAGGAAACUAUGCUUCGUUUGGCCAAAGAACUUUUAUUGAAAUAUAAAUUUAUGGAACAUACAUUUGUAACAAGACAAAUGAAUACUGAAAAAAAAAUACCUGAAUUAAAAGACGCUUUAAGAGUUGUGAAUACUCUUUAUAAAAGAAAGGAAAUGGGUGAAAGUAAAAAUAUGGAGUUAUAUUUUCCACUAGAAGAAUCGUUAUAUGCUAAGGGAAUAAUUGAAAAAACUGAUCACAUUCUUCUAUGGCUUGGGGCUAAUGUAAUGGUUGAAUUUCCAUUUAAUGAAGCUAUAGAUCUUCUAAAUCAUCAUUUAGAUAGAGCAAUAAAUCUUUACGAGGAAAUGGAUAAAGAACUUUUAUGGUUACAUGAGCAAAUAUCAACAACAGAAAUUAAUAUAUCUAGAAUACACAACUAUGUAGAAAUGAAAAAAAGAAAUAAAGAAAACAAUAUUACUGAAAAUCAAAGUUAA